UCCCGGACUUGCUGCACUAACAUCCAGGAAGAAGUUUCAAGGAUUAGCUCUUUGUGCCUCAUUUUUCUUCCGAAUCAUGUCUUCAGAGUUGCCUACACUUUUGCAAGAACACCAGAAAAUGAACAAAUCCCAGAAAUUCCAGGCAUCAGUGUCAUUUAAGGAUGUGACUGUGGGCUUCACCCAGGAGGAGUGGCAGCAUCUGGACCCCACUCAGAGGUCCCUGUACAGAGAUGUGAUGCUGGAGAACUACAGCAACCUUGUCUCAGUGGGGUAUUGUGUCACCAAACCAGAAGUGAUCUUCAGGUUGGAGCAAGGAGAGGAGCCAUGGAUAUUGGAGGAAGAAUUCCCAAGCCAGAGACUCCCAGCCAUCUGGAAACCUGAUUACAUGACAGAGAUGAGCCAAGAAAACCAGUUUCACCAUGUCUGGAAAGUUGUAUUCAUGAAUAACAAAACACUGACUAAAGAACGAAGUCAUGUAAUACGAAAACCAUAUAGCUUGGAUACAGAUUCUUUUUCUUCCAGAAAAAUACUCUGUCAAUGUGACUCAUGUAGAAUGAGUUUCAACUAUAUUUCAGAAUUGAUUAUCAAUAAGAAAAACUAUAUAGGAAAGAAGACUGAUGAAUUUAAUGCUUGUAGAAAGUUACUAUUCAAUAUUAUAUAUGAAAAAACUCAUACUAGAGAGAAAAGUGAAUUUUUUAAAAAUGGGAAAACUUUCAGUCAUGAUGAAGACCCUGCUCAACAUGAGAAGGUUCAAACUUUGCAGCGAAAUUCUGAAUUUAACGUAUAUCGAGAAAGCUUUUAUGAAAAGGCACGAUUUAAUAUAUACAAGAAAGAGAUCACAGAUGGGAAUGAUUGUGAGUAUAAUGAAUAUGGGAGAACAUCCUGUGAGAACCCAUCCUUCUUAUUACAUCAGACAAUGUCCUUAAAGGAAAAUCACUAUGAAUUUAGUGUUUGUGGGAAAUCAUUAUGUGUGAAUGCUACACUUUUAAAGCAUCAUGAGUCACAUAUGAAACACUGUGAUUAUAAUGAAAGUGGAAAUAAUUUCAGGAGGAAGUUAUACCUCUCACAACGUCAGAAAACUCAUAAAGGAGAGAAACACUUUGAAUGUAAUGAAUGUGGGAAAGCUUUCUGGAUGAAGUCACACCUCACUCGACAUCAGAGGAUACAUACAGGACAGAAAAGCUUUCAAUGUAGUGAAUGUGGGAAAAAGUUUUGGGAGAAGUCAAACCUCACUAAACAUCAGAGGUCACACACCGGGGAGAAACCCUAUGAAUGCAAUGAAUGUGAGAAAGCCUUCAGCCACAAGUCAGCCCUCACAUUACACCAGAGAACACAUACAGGGAAGAAACCCUAUCAAUGUAAUGCAUGUGGGAAAACUUUUUACCAGAAGUCAGACCUUACUAAACAUCAGAGAACACACACAGGCCUGAAGCCCUAUGAAUGCUAUGAAUGUGGGAAGUUCUUCUGUAUGAAUUCACAUCUCACGGUGCACCGGCGAACUCAUACAGGUGAGAAACCCUUUGAAUGCCCUGAGUGUGGGAAAUCUUUCUGUCAGAAGUCACAUCUUACACAACAUCAGAGAACUCACAUAGGGGAUAAACCCUAUGCAUGUGAUACAUGUGGCAAAGCUUUCUACCAAAAGUCUGUCCUCACUAGGCAUCAGAUAAUUCAUACGGGGUUGAAACCUUAUGAAUGUUACAAAUGUGGAAAAACCUUCUGCUUGAAGUCUGACCUCACAGUACAUCAGAGAACUCACACAGGGGAGAAACCCUUUGCAUGUCCCGAAUGUGGGAAAUUCUUCAGCCAUAAGUCCACCCUCUCUCAACAUUAUAGAACACAUACAGGGGAGAAACCCUAUGAAUGUCAGGAAUGUGGAAAAAUAUUCUACAAUAAAUCAUACCUAAUAAAACAUAAUAGAACACAUACAGGGGAGAAGCCAUAUGAAUGCAGUGAAUGUGGGAAAACCUUCUGCCAGAAAUCACAGCUCACUCAGCACCAGAGAAUUCACAUAGGGGAGAAACCCUAUGAAUGUAGUGAGUGUGGAAAGGCUUUCUGUCAUAAGUCAGCUCUAAUUGUACACCAGAGAACUCAUACAGAUGAAAAGCCCUAUAAAUGUAGUGAGUGUGGCAAAUCUUUCUGUGUGAAGUCAGGACUUAUUUUACAUCAGAGAAAACACACAGGGGAGAAACCCUAUAAAUGUAAUGAAUGUGGGAAAUCAUUCAGUCACAAAUCAUCCCUCACAGUGCAUCACAGGGCUCACACAGGAGAGAAGGCUUGUCAAUGUAAUGAAUGUGGGAAAAUUUUUUACCGUAAAUCAGACCUUGCUAAACAUCAGAGAUCACACACAGGGGAGAAGCCCUAUAAAUGUAACAUGUGUGGAAAAUACUUCUCGCAGAAGUCAAACCUUAUUGUACAUCAGAGGACACACAUGGGAGAAAAUUUUAUGAUUGAAGUGCAUAUUAGAAAUGUUGAGCCACAAUUCAGCACCCACUACAACUCAGAGAGUUCACGCUGUGGAGAAAGUUCUGUUGAUUUUCUGAAUAAAGUAACCUUCAUCCACAAACUAGCCUUAUUUUACUCCAAAGUGAUGAUAUGGGACAAACUAAUAGACUGCAACAAAAGGAGGACAGUGUUGUUAAGAAGUAACAUUCAAUUGAAUGUCAAGUAACUACUGGUAUAAAACCCUACAAAUGUUUUGAUUUUGUUAAAGUUUUUAGCAAAAAUUCAAAGUAGGUUAUGUCAAAAUUUAUAUUGGGGACAAAUCUGUCAAUUUGAGACCUAUAGUUUGAAAAUUUUCUUUAGAUGUAAUGUAGUAUUAAUAAUUGUGUUUUUGUUUUAAUGUCAUAAACUGUAAUUUAUAGAUUUAUAUUGUACAAUGUACAGCUUUAAGACAAAACAAAAAGAAAUAGCAAAAUGAAAAAAGAGAAUCACAAGAAGUUGCAAUAAUAGUAUAUAGAAUUCUCCUGUGCCUUUCACCAAGCUUCUUCUAAUGAUUAUAUCCUACCUAACUAUAUUAUGUUCUCAAGUAAUUGAAGCGACCCUACUUCUUUGUCAGAUAAAGAUCAUAUUCAUAUUUCCCCCAUCUUUACAUACACUAUAUGUGUUUGUGGUUCUAUGAAAUUUCAUCAUUUUGAAUAAUCAUCAGCAUAGUCAGGUUACAAAAUAAAAAAGAAAUCUGAAAUCAGUAUUUCAUCAGGUUUACAAAGGAAUAAAGAUUUCACCACGA
Messenger RNA from Myotis brandtii (Brandt's bat), 3226 nucleotides. RefSeq names its product zinc finger protein 33B-like. The record is from RefSeq and is a predicted model, not a curated record. NCBI's taxonomy places the organism in Eukaryota, Metazoa, Chordata, Mammalia, Chiroptera, Vespertilionidae. Gene Ontology annotation, biological process: regulation of cytokine production; negative regulation of transcription by RNA polymerase II; regulation of immune system process.